AUGUUGCUGGUCGCUACAUGGCUAGCCCUGACUGUCGUUGUGUGGGCAUUUCCGGUGGCUAGCGGAAGCAAAAUUAGUGGCCGCUGGUCGCGAAUAUCGAGAUUGGUUCCAUUGAGAGUGAACCCAUACCAGCCAUCUACCUUCACAUGUUAUGUUGAGGGUAUCCCACUUCCCGAUGCAUCCUCAGUUGAUCUUUACAGACAGACUGGAAGCACCUAUGACAGGACAGGAAUCACCAGGAGAUCAAGCACUGUCUCAGGGUCAGAACGAGCUGUUGUCUUUGAUGUGGAUAGUGUGUAUCCACAGGAAGAUGGGGGAUACGAGUGUACUCUUAUUGUUGAAUAUACAGGUUACCCCAGUGCGCUUAUUACCAACGCAACCUAUGUUCUGCCAGUCAUUGAGAAAGCACCAGUGAUAGUGAGCACUACGUCAACUACAAUUGGUCUUCGAUGGAAUGCAUGGUCUGAAGAAGAUGACGUAGGUGAUCCUCCUCUGGUAGGAUAUGAUGUCUUUGUAAAGAAGGAUGGUGACUGGGUAACGGAUCAGAGAGUAGACCAACCCACAACAUCAGCCAUCGUUAUUAACCUGACACCCGACACAGAUUACAGGUUUCGUGUAGCAGCAGUGAGGGAAGGUACAGGUGGAACAGGACCCGAUUCUUCUAGGAACGACACUGUAACUCUCUGUAGAAAACCCAGUGCUUCUCCAACUGGACUACUAGUUUCAGCCAUCAACCCUAAAGAGCUAGAGGUGACGUGGGAGCACCUCCCCUCGGAAUCAGCAGACUGCAGGAGUGGAGUGACCCAUUAUAUGAUCUACUACGCUCCCUCUGGUUCAACUUCUUCAAACUCUAUCUUGGUUUCUCGCGACAACAGCUCCUAUGUGAUAAGAGGGUUAGAAACCUAUCUGGACUAUACCGUCCAAAUGACUGCAUCAAAUAAAGACGAGGAGAGUGACAGGAGCAGUGAGAGUAUUGGCAAAACAAUUGAAGAAGUUGCACCUAGUCCUAUCAAUGUGGCUAUACCUCAGAGUACUACAAGUUCCUUCACUGUUUACUGGUCUACCCCUCUACCAUCUAACACCAAUGGUAACAUCCAGAAGUAUAUCAUCCGCUACCAGCAAACUGAUCCCGUUGUUGAUGGUGACUAUAAGAUGGAGGAAGUAUUGAACGGUGCGUUUGAAGGAGAGCAUACUGUGGUAGACCUGACAGCAAAAUCCAACUACUCAGUUCAGGUACAGACUGUUAAUGGAGCUGGUUCCAGUAAUUGGUCAGAACCUGUGAAUGCUAAGACGGUACAAUCAGGUGGCCCUCCCAGUGCAUCGAUAGGACCGAUAGUAGGGGGUGCCAUGGCUGCCCUCUUUAUUAUCAUCCUGGUCAUUAUUCUCGUCCUUGUCAUCUUUAGAAGGAUCAAACAAAGACGUUUAAAAGCUGAACCAGCCGCGUCCCCACCAAACAAUACACGUGAGACCUCAUCAAAGUAUGAGAACCCUGUAUUUGAUGACUCCAACCAAGACCCCAAUACAUACGAAGACUUGAAUGCUGAUACCCAUGCCUACCAAGAUCUCAAUACAGAUACCCCAAACUACCAGAAUAUUACCGACCCCCAUACGUAUCAAGAUCUAAAGAAACCCAACACCGACGUUACCUAUCUAGAAGCCAUAACAUCAGAUCCGGGAGACACUUACGAAGAAAUAUAG
Strongylocentrotus purpuratus (purple sea urchin) is the source of this 1698-nucleotide messenger RNA. RefSeq names its product neogenin. The transcript has 9 exons. Bases 1 to 1698 code for a protein of 565 amino acids. Gene Ontology annotation, molecular function: protein binding. The record is from RefSeq and is a predicted model, not a curated record. NCBI's taxonomy places the organism in Eukaryota, Metazoa, Echinodermata, Echinoidea, Camarodonta, Strongylocentrotidae.